Messenger RNA from Solanum dulcamara, 2169 nucleotides. Its product is annotated as calmodulin-binding protein 60 A-like. The record is from RefSeq and is a predicted model, not a curated record. Bases 70 to 1674 code for a protein of 534 amino acids. Gene Ontology annotation, cellular component: nucleus. Gene Ontology annotation, biological process: regulation of salicylic acid biosynthetic process. Gene Ontology annotation, molecular function: calmodulin binding; DNA-binding transcription factor activity; sequence-specific DNA binding. Lineage: Eukaryota; Viridiplantae; Streptophyta; Magnoliopsida; Solanales; Solanaceae. The transcript is spliced from 8 exons.
UCUUCACAAUUAUUCCUCCUACAAAAAUACAACAACCAAAACCUUUUGAGUUUUCUAAAUAGAGUUUACAUGAAUGACAUAAUAAUGACGAAUUCUGAGGAUUUAGGUGCAACUGGCGUUACCCACAAAAGCAAUUCAGAGGAUGAGAUACUUUUUUCUUCACCAUACAUGAAGAAAAUGCUGGAAGUGAUGAUGAUCCAGACCUUUGACCGCCUUCUAAAGCCAGCCUUGGAAAAAAUGAUUCGUAAUGUUGUAAAACACGAACUUGAAUUGGCCGAGAAGAAGUUUUUGUUCACCAAGGGAAACCCUGGAAAAGAUAUUCAAGCUCCUAAACCAAGAAACUUGAAGUUGAAAUUCUUGACAAAUGUAUCUGUUCCUGUACUUACCGGAGUGGAAAUUAAAGGUGAAGGAGGUAAUGCUAUUGAAUUGGCCUUAGUUGAUGACAACACUGGAGAAAUUGUUGACUCUGGACCCGAAGCCUCAGCUAAAGUUGAAAUAGUUGUUCUUAGGGGAGAAUUUGGAGACGGUGAUGGAGGUAAUUGGACAGUUGAAGAGUUCUGUAGCAAUGUCGUACGAGAGAGGGAAGGAAAAAAGUCUCUUCUAGCAGAAACUGUACAUGUGAGACUUAAUAAAGGCAUUGGUUCUGUAGAUAAAAUCAAAUUUACACAUUCUUCAAUCUAUAUGAAGACAGGGAUGUUCAGGCUAGGUGCACGAAUUGUUGACACGUUCAAUAGCAUUCAAGUAAAAGAAGCAAGGACUGAAUCUUUCACUGUCAAGGAUGGGCGCCAGCUAUAUUCUGAGAAGCAUGAUCCACCAUCUCUAUCCGAUGGGGUACAGCGGUUAAAAAACAUAGGUAGAGGCAGUAAGCAUCGCCUCUGGGAUGAAAAUGUCCGAACUGUAGAGGACUUUCUGAUUUUUCUCCUAAAAGACCGUGAGCGACUCAAAUGUGUACUUAAUCUAAAGCCAAAGAUGUUGGAGGAGACAAUUAGUCAUGCUCGAAGAUGCAUAACUAAUGAACGGAUAUACUCUUAUAUUGACUUACAAGAAAAGGAGGGUGUGGCUUUUAACAUCGUUGGAGAGGUGCAGGGACUUAUUGUAGGGGUCAAAUGUCUACCUAUGCAUCUAUUAUCUGAAAGUGAUAAGGCUAAUGCUCAGAGGCUGCUGGUAUCUGCAUGUGAAAAUUGGGAUCAUGUGGUACAUGUUGAUAAUGAGACAUCUUUUAUGCAAUAUCUUUCUCAAAUAUUGCCAACCAAGAGUCCUUCGAAUUCUCCAAGCCGAGAGAUUCCUAGCACGAGUAAGAGCAUUGAGAAUUUUAGAACAAGUGAUGGACACUGUUCUACCUCUUUUCAGCACAAUGUUUCAUCCGUCAUUCCUGCCAGAGAUGCAAGUGCAAUCAGUCUGAAUGAUCCUGGUUCCGCCAGUAUUAGUAACCUGGAGUUCUCUAACUCCCCAAUAUAUAGUCCUUCAGUCCAUGAUUUUUGGAUUGAUCAAUGCAUCUUUGAAGACUUAAUUUUUGGAGUCAAUGCUCAUCAACCACAUGAUGCCUCUGCCUCUAAGGUAAAUGUGCACAACCGGUGGAAAAUGUUGCUUAAAAUCUUUAGACAGUCCUCAAUGAGAAGAAGAGCUGCAGCAUUAACGGAUAUUCAACCUCCGAAGAAGCAGAGAGUCUAUUGAUUCUAUUGCUUUAGCCUGUUAGUAAUCAGUUCGACGGCAGUUGAUAGGAUAAAUCUCAGAGCUCCUUAUCACAGACGAGGAAAGCAUAACCUUCCUUGCAGAUUCUACUUACUCGCUAUUCUUGUGUUGUAGUAGCUGGGAUUCAACGUUUGAGAAGGCGUGUUGAAAGUCUAAUAAAGUUAUUUGUUAGAAUGUCCAAAUUAUAGGUAUAUGUUCUGAAGCGUUUAGAUUCAUUGUAUAUAUCGUGGUUAAUAUAUAGUAUAGUAUUGAUGAUCAUCUCCUAAUUUGGAGUCGCAUUAGUUACGAGUGUUGUUUCAUGAAAUCUAAAUUCCUGAGUGUAUAAGUAGGCCUUCUUUUUUUAAAAAUAACUUAUUCACCAUUUAAUUCAAUAAGAGGUUUCUCUAUGUUUUUCUCUUUUACAAUAAGUUUCUUGCAACUGUAGCCAACAUGAAAGGGGGUUGAAAUAGUACUUGGUGAGGCAAGAUUUUGUGUUUA